Clonostachys byssicola is the source of this 213-nucleotide messenger RNA. Lineage: Eukaryota; Fungi; Ascomycota; Sordariomycetes; Hypocreales; Bionectriaceae. The record is from the annotation of a GenBank genome assembly.
AUGCAGUCCGAGGUCUUAUUCACUAUCGUCUUCGGUUCCAUUGCUGCUGCACUUGCCAUCAUAACUAUCGUCCAGAGCUAUCUACAACAUAAAAAAAGAGAGCGUAACACUGGAAUUCAACAGACAAUUUGGCUUAGCUUUUGGCAUUCCCCGACUGAGAACGUUCCCCAGAGCAACUCCGCCAACAGAGCUGCAGAGGGCUCCGAGUUGUAG